AUGGACGAAGUCGCCGUGUUUCGGGCGUCAAAGCGUCGAAAAGUCAACCGGGCCCAACAGGAAAGAUCGCCGGAACCUGCAGCACUGGGCGCGUCGACGCCGCCUUUAAGAGUGGAGGACAAGCAGGAUGACACCGACAAACCUCAAAACGAGGACGACGACCGGUCGGAAGUCGAUCUCUCUCACCUAAUCCGGGCUCGCAAGCAGCUUCGCCGACCUGUGGCGGGCGUUUCAUUCUCAAACGCAAGAACAACACACAACAGACCUGACGAUGAUGGUUUCGAUUCGGCGAUUGUCAAAGCCGACCAAAGCGUGGACAAGCCUCUCGACAUCACCAAUCGGUUUGUGAGUAGUACUGGACAAGUGAUCGAUGUCGAUCAACAUAUGGUGGCAUUCAUAGACGCCGAGUUGGCUAGAAGACGACAACGCACUGUUUCCCCUUCCAGCCAUACCCAGCAGCCAACGCAGAAGGGUGACGCUGUUCCCAAUCCGUCGUCAUCCCAUUCCACCGCCGACAAACCAACGACGUCCUCGGCAAUACCCCCUCCAUCCCUCCCAGCUUCAGUGCGUCAACUGUCCGAAGUCGACCUGGGUUCUCUGGCUCACGACAUCAAUCUCGCGCGUACCCAAGCCGCUCUGCAGCGCGCCAAAGCCGGCCAGCCGCCCGUCGCGGAGGAAGCACCGGCGCCGAAACCUCGCAAACCGCGCAUCGGUCGCGACGGAAAGCCGAUGAGGCCUCGGCCCCGGAAACGGCGCAACAGCGAGGACCUGGCGCGCGACGCGCUCGUGGAGCAGGUGCUGCAUGAGCACAAAUUCGACAUCUACGACGUAAAUGAUCCACAGUUGUCUCGACCAUCGGCUGGGGCAGAUGCGGAAGCCGGUGAUGCGGAUGAACGGCUGGCCGAACAGUUCAGGCAGGAGUUUAUGGAUGCUAUGGCUGAGAGACACCAUAGGCACAAGGCGCCCAGUCAGUCCAAGACCUCUGGCGCGGCGGCCACGGAGCCCAAGGGGCCGAAAUUGGGAGGAGGGAGGAGCGCCAGGCAGAAGAUGGCUCUGCUACAGCAGCAGCAACAACAACAGCAACAGGGUCAGCCGUCUGGGAAGAAAUAG
Messenger RNA from Capronia coronata CBS 617.96, 1110 nucleotides. RefSeq lists its product as uncharacterized. The record is from RefSeq and is a predicted model, not a curated record. Gene Ontology annotation, biological process: mRNA splicing, via spliceosome. Gene Ontology annotation, cellular component: spliceosomal complex. Lineage: Eukaryota; Fungi; Ascomycota; Eurotiomycetes; Chaetothyriales; Herpotrichiellaceae. The transcript has 2 exons. The coding region runs from base 1 to 1110 and encodes 369 amino acids.